Messenger RNA from Alnus glutinosa, 984 nucleotides. RefSeq names its product probable transcription factor PosF21. Gene Ontology annotation, biological process: positive regulation of DNA-templated transcription. Gene Ontology annotation, molecular function: DNA binding; DNA-binding transcription factor activity. Gene Ontology annotation, cellular component: nucleus. The transcript has 6 exons. Lineage: Eukaryota; Viridiplantae; Streptophyta; Magnoliopsida; Fagales; Betulaceae. The record is from RefSeq and is a predicted model, not a curated record. The coding region runs from base 1 to 984 and encodes 327 amino acids.
AUGGAGGGCACGAACAAAAAGAGUACUGGCGUUGCCCUGGAAGUGACACCAUGGCCUAAAAGUUCAACUGAAGCGAUGCAGCCCUUCCCUAUCAUGGCGCCAUCGAAUCUUCCUUUAGGCACUAGUUCAUUUCAUGUGUGGAAAAGACCCUUUCUCAUGAACGUCCAUGGUGACAAGGGUUUCGGUAAGGACGGGACAACCGAGAUUUAUUUCCGGCCACCUGAAGCCAUCUCGCCUCGUGCAUCGACAGGAGACGGUAGUAACAAAAAGACCAAAAACCCGUCUCCUUCAUCCGACGGUGGUGUAACUUCCGGCGCCGGUGAAAGUAACUCCAUCAAAGCUGAUCAGACAACGACAGUGAAUGACGUCCGGUACUACAGAUGGGGUCGAAACCUAGAUCCAAACAUGGACCCCAAAAAGCUCAGCCGGAUUAUGUCAAACCGACUUUCUGCACAGAAAUCUAGAAUGAAGAAGCUUCACUACGUCACUGAGAUGGAAAGGAAGGUGAAAGCUUUAGAGGCUCAAAUAGCAGUACUAUCUCCUCAAGUUAUGCUUUAUAAAAACCAGCAACGUUUGUUACAUCUGGAGCAACAGAGUUUGAACCAGCAGAUGUCGGCUUACACCAACAACAAAAUUCUGAGAGACGCCGAAAUUGAAGAGAACAAAGCAGAGGUGAGCAGGCUUAGGCGACUGCAUCUGAACCAGCAACAGCACGCGCAGACAGCAAGGAUGAUUAAUUGGGAAACUGGGAUGGAGCAGAUGGCGAAUCCAAACAUAAAUCAGUCUAGGAUGCAAGCCCUGAUUAGUACCGGAGAUAACACAGCACAAGUGCAUAGGCUGAACCAACUACAUCUGAGAAAACAACAAGCACAACAAAAGCAAGGACAGGCCUGGAUGCCAAGUUGGCCGGGAACUUGCACUGGGGCAGAUGGUGAACCCAAGCUUAAACCAAUCUGGGACGCAGCAGAAAGUGAACAACAUUAA